Candida albicans SC5314 is the source of this 1932-nucleotide messenger RNA. RefSeq lists its product as uncharacterized. The record is from RefSeq and is a predicted model, not a curated record. NCBI's taxonomy places the organism in Eukaryota, Fungi, Ascomycota, Pichiomycetes, Serinales, Debaryomycetaceae. The transcript is spliced from 2 exons. Bases 1 to 1932 code for a protein of 643 amino acids.
AUGAUCGAAACUUUAAAGAUAAAUAGAAGCACAUCAAUAGCAUUACAUGAUCUAAUACAGAUUAAACCUGUUCGUGUCAGUCUCAGUGGACCUAUUCCUUAUGAAUUAAAUGCUGUCAAGUACACUGUGAAAUGUGAAAAUCCAAUAUCCAAAAGUAAUACCGGUUUUAAAAACACAAUUAGACGUACCCAUUGGUACCCCGAUAUCACCAUAAACUCCACAUACAAUAUCAAAGACCUUCAAUUGGAGUUUAUUGAAUCUUAUUUACCACCACCUUUUCAAUCCUUGCAAAGUGAAAUGAAAAAGUGGAGACACCUAGAUUUCAAAGUAGACAUCCCAAUGAUUGUCCAUCCUUCACACAAACGUCUACUAAUACACGCACCACCUAAAUGGUCUUUGCCUGAUUCUAUUGACUUGUUCGAUGUUUCUCGUGAUAAUUUAAGUUCUCAUAUUCCAAAGCACUCUAUUCCUGAAAGGGAAGUAUUGUUAAUUGAAGAUAAAAGUGCUAGUAGCAAGUACUUUUGCCAACACCAGUUUCUCUUUACGCCACCCCAACCCUGUAUUAAUAGGAUGAGGUACCAUACAUGGGCAUACAACGACAGUUCACUUGCAACCCCUUGCACAGAAGAUAUUACUCAGUAUUUGCUUGACCAAAAUAGAGUUACCGAAAGUGGAAAAUACUUGGUACUACCAGUUGCAUGUCCGAACAUCAAAAUGAAAAAUAGCCCCGCAACAACCAUCUCACAAUUCAUUUUCAGUCAUCUCAAGCUUGAAAAACAUAAUUGGAAAUUGCCAAGCCAUGUAUUAAUUGAAAAUAUGUCUUGGAAUCCAUUCAAAGUGGAUGUUGCCAAUUUUGUUGACAAAUAUCUUAUGGAAACUAUAACCCGAAAGAAAUCCUUUAUGACUACCAUUGAUAAAACAAUCAUAUCUAGUGUACAAAUGGUGUUACUCCCCAAAACCACAGCUACAUUUCCUAAAAUAUCAAAAAUUGAAAGUAGUCAUGAAUUGAAGCCUGUAAAUAUCAGAGACUCAAAAAGAAAUAAUACCCCAACAAAGUCCGAUGGAUUAACCAAUACCCAAAUCCAAACUAAUAUUGCCACCUACCACAAUGAUACAGAUAUAAUGAAUGAAUUAAUAUCUUCAAGAAAAAGGAAAAGGAAAAAGUUGGGCACAGUUUCAAAUGUAGUGUUGCCACCUGAGAUAUCAACAUUACUGUUUGUUGAACCUAAAACUCCCCCACAACAUAAUGAGACCACUGAAGAAACACAAAACUGCGCUGAAUUGUCGAUUUCCACCAACAAAUCUGCUUUUGCAGCAACACAACACAUCAUAAUUAAUGAAACAUUAUGGGAUACCAAUAACCAGUUAGCAAAAUCACUAUCGGAUGUUGUUCACAUAUUUGAAAUGAAAAUCAAACUUCCCAUUGAUAUCAUCGUUAAUGUCACUACUGGAAUAUACUGUACACUGUCGGAUUAUCUCCUCCAAAGCGAUGGCCAUUGUGAAUUCUUAAUACUAAAGACCCUUCUUCUUCUCAAAAAGCAUUUCCAUUCAUUAUUCGUAUUUGCUACGGUGUCUACACCGAUAUUCCUAAAACAUAGCACGGAGAAAAUACAAAAACUUCAAGUGUUAUGUAUGUCCCUCAAUAUCAAAUUAUUUUUAAUUCCACCACAUGAUUUAAUUGUUUGGAUAUUACAAGUAUUGAGAGUAGAAGGUCCAGAAAAGUCUUCCCGUUUUAUUGAUACUGACAAUCCAGACGGUAAUUUUCUAUCUGAAUGUGGUUUAUCAUAUUUUCAAGUGAAUCAAGUCUUACAAAGGUGUUCUUUUAAUGAGUUUCUUGUUAUGGAUACUAAAGAAAAGAUAAAUCAAUUUCGGGAAAUCGUUACAUCUGAACUAAUAUACCAACUAGAAAGUAUUCUUUCCCAAGAACUUUGA